AUGCCUCCACCACCCUCACCAACUGAGAGAUUUAGUCAGCUUUCCAUUGAAGGCAUGCCUCCAAUUACGCGACAGCAGAGCCGGAACCGGCAGGAAGACCUGAGUUCAGAGUCAGAAGCCGACACCAGCGGCGACGCAAGCAACUCAGACGCCACCGAAAGUCCAUUCGUAUUUCCAUCUGGGCUGGCAUACAAUCUUGAAAACCUGAAUGAGAAUAUACAAGGCCAGGUCACGGCAGCCAUGGACGAACCACCACAGCUAGUACUCCAGGAUUGCCAGGCACGGGAUGACACUUUCAUCUUCCAGAUCUCGGAGGUUAUAGAGCACAAUAUCCGUACCGGCUCGGUGAGCAGUGGCUGGGCCAUACCAAGCUGCAGCUGCCAGGACGAGCAACCGUUUCGGCGGAUAUGCCGUCACGUGCUUUGGCUCUUUGAUCAAAUCACCAAGGAGAUAUUUGACAACCGUGGCCAAGCACUCACUAUGAACGAGCAUGGCUUUUCAGAAGAACUCGGCGAGCGUGGCAAUCCCUUUGAGAUGAUAUCAGAAUUCCACCUCGAUAUACUGGCCGACUCCCUGCACAGCCGGAUGUUGAGGGCAGGCUCUCCUACGGACGAGGACAUCCUCAACCCACGGCGAGUCCAAGAUGUCCGCGAGAUCCUCGCGUCUUUAAACUCUACCCCCGUUGACGAGUAUCGUCGGGAUAUUUUUGAUAACCCAAGACUGGGCAAGAGGGUGAUCAAACGCAACGACCUCGAGUCUACUGUGUUUCGGAUGUUGUGCCGCAACAACGAGUUCUUCCACUACUUCCUCUCGUCGAUGAGGUCGGAUGAGCUCGUUAACAACACGUUUAGGCGCCUGCAGCAGAGGGCAGACGUGGCACUGGCAGGGCUAGAUGCAUAUGCCCAAACUUCGGCACAGUCCACAGUCGGCAACCCAAAAAACGUCGCCUGGUGUGCGACACAUUUGCGCCUCAUUGUGCAAAAGGUUCACACCUCUCUGGAGUAUGCCCAGCGCGAGCCGAAACCCUGGGAACGGCACACCGCAGCUUGCACAUUAGUCCAUGUCCUGCGCUGUGUCGUCGAUCGCUCGUCAGACCUCCCGCCACAAGAACUGCCAAAGAGGGAGCGCAACCUAUAUUUCCGCCUGGUUGGCAACCGGGACGAAAACUUCGUCAUCGGCGUCUUGAAUUCCAUCCCUCCUUCGUCCGUCCAUCCCCUAGCGGGAGCCCUUGAGCAGAUCCUCGAAGACAUUGGCCGGCUAGGGGCUCCCGUGACUUAUGUCGAAAAACUCCGCGCGCUGCACCAGCGGGCGCGGCGAGCUCAUCCUGCUGCAUCUCCCACCGGAUCAAAGCGCCAGGGCGGUGGGCAGGAGCGACGAGCCAAGAGAAUGAAGUAG
Neoarthrinium moseri is the source of this 1395-nucleotide messenger RNA. RefSeq lists its product as uncharacterized. NCBI's taxonomy places the organism in Eukaryota, Fungi, Ascomycota, Sordariomycetes, Amphisphaeriales, Apiosporaceae. The transcript has a single exon. The record is from RefSeq and is a predicted model, not a curated record. Gene Ontology annotation, molecular function: zinc ion binding. The coding region runs from base 1 to 1395 and encodes 464 amino acids.